AUGGAUAAGAUUAAGGAGAGAAUGAACGCCCUCCGUCAGGAGGCCGAAAUUGCCCAGGAGCAAGUGGAGGAGCUUAAGGCCAAGGUGAAGACCUUGGAGCAGGAGAACCUGUCGAAGGAGCAGGAGAUCACAUCUCUCACCCACCGCAACCAGCUCCUGGAGGGUGAAGUCGAGAAACUCGAGUCCUCCGUCAAGGACCACAAGGAUGCUGCCAACCAGAGUGCUCAGCACGAUACUCAGAACGAGUCUCUUCAGAGACGUGUGCAGCUGUUGGAAGAGGAGGCUGAAGAGGCCGAUCGGAAUUUGCGUGAGACAAACGAAAAGCUCCGCCAAACCGAUGUCAAGGCUGGUCACUAUGAACGCAAGGUGCAGGCUCUCGAGGCGUCCCGUGACCAGUGGGAGAGCAAGUACGAGGACAUGGCAAAGAAGCAUGCCGAGCUAGAGAAGGAUCUCCACGAGCUAGAGGUCUCCAUCAGCAAUGUUUAA
Aspergillus wentii DTO 134E9 is the source of this 486-nucleotide messenger RNA. RefSeq names its product tropomyosin. The record is from RefSeq and is a predicted model, not a curated record. NCBI's taxonomy places the organism in Eukaryota, Fungi, Ascomycota, Eurotiomycetes, Eurotiales, Aspergillaceae. The transcript is spliced from 3 exons. The coding region runs from base 1 to 486 and encodes 161 amino acids.